This is a messenger RNA of Chrysoperla carnea, 1545 nucleotides long. Its product is annotated as gonadotropin-releasing hormone II receptor-like. Gene Ontology annotation, molecular function: G protein-coupled receptor activity; peptide binding. The record is from RefSeq and is a predicted model, not a curated record. Gene Ontology annotation, biological process: G protein-coupled receptor signaling pathway. Lineage: Eukaryota; Metazoa; Arthropoda; Insecta; Neuroptera; Chrysopidae. The transcript has 9 exons. The coding region runs from base 1 to 1545 and encodes 514 amino acids. Gene Ontology annotation, cellular component: membrane.
AUGUCUGAUACCUUGUUGGAUUUAGAAUUAUGCCUAGAAAAAUGUAUCGAAGGUGUGUCGCCAGAUUUUAAGAAAAAUAUUCUUAAACAGGACGAAAUUGUGGUUAAUAUACAUUAUUAUGGAACAUUAUCGAAUACCACAUUUGCAACAUCAUCAUCCGCUGCAUGUUUUAAUAAUAAUUGUUUAAUUGAAAGUACAUUACCACCAAAUUUAGUGUUUAACGAUAAUUCUUUACGUACAGUGAUUGUUUAUAGUUUAUUAUUUAUAAUUGCUGCGGUUGGUAAUUUAACGGUCUUUAUAACAUUAUUUCGUUCACGUCAUCGAAAAUCACGUAUUAAUUUAAUGAUUACACAUUUAGCUGUUGCUGAUUUAAUGGUUACUUUUAUUAUGAUACCUUUAGAGAUUGGAUGGCGAAUCACCGUACAAUGGAUGGCUGGCAAUGUAGCCUGUAAAAUAUUUGUAUUUUUACGUGCAUUUGGUUUAUAUUUAAGCAGUAAUGUACUUGUAUGCAUUUCAAUUGAUAGAUAUUUUGCUGUAUUGCAUCCACUACGUGUUAGUGAUGCUCGACGGCGUGGAAAAACUAUGUUGAGUGUUGCAUGGACCGUAUCGUUGUUGUAUGCGUUGCCACAGAUUUUUGUAUUUAGUGUACAAAAACAUCCACAUUAUCCGUCAUUCGAACAAUGUGUGACAUUUGGUUUUUUCUCGUCAAUGGUACAAGAGGCUGCAUAUAAUUUGACAUGCGUAUUUGCAAUGUAUUUUAUACCAUUAUUAAUUAUUAGCUUUGCAUAUUUAGCAAUUUUAUGUGAAAUAUGGAAAAAAUCACGAGAGAGUAAAGAAUCAAAUCGAUGUCAAGAAAAUGGUCAUCUUCAUUUAAGGCGUUCCGAUAUCUCAAAUAUUGAACGUGCUAGAAGUAGAACGCUGCGUAUGACAGCUACGAUAGUUGCUGCGUUUGUUCUAUGUUGGACGCCGUAUGUGGUCAUGACACUAUGGUACAUGUUUGACCGUGAAAGUGCUUUGAAAGUGGACGCUGGAUUACAAGAUGCAUUAUUUAUGAUGGCUGUAUCAAAUAGUUGUAUGAAUCCAUUAGUUUACGGUAGUUAUGCAAUGAAUUUACGUCGAGAAUGUUGUAAUUUUUUAUGCUGUAGUAGUCCACAAAAUUCGACACCACAAAAUCGUUAUAGUGCAAAUUAUAAUUUACCAAAUACUGUGAUUGUUCAAAAUGAAAAUGGAGACCAGAGAAGUGUCUACAGACGCCUAGUUAAAUACAUUUCCUCUUUGCGAAAAGGUGUAGCAUCGGGAAUAACGCGAAGUACAGGUACUUUACAUGUCACAAACGCCAAAAAUUCACCGGAAUCAGCCAUUAUUGUGGAACUACCGAAGAGUUCACCUGUGUUUAAUAAGAAAUCUGAAGAACAAGAUUAUGAAUUAACAUCAUUCAUAUCAGAACCUGUUAUGGGCUCAUCAAUACGCACGUUCUUCUCCAGUGAUCCAACAGGAAGGCAUAUAAGUAUAUUCCUGUCCAGAUCAACAAACAAUUUUACAUAA